AAUGCUAGUUGACUUAAUGCAAAUAUGUGCAACGAAUUUAAACAAUAUGAAACGAACGAGACAAAGUUCGCCGGGUAUUUAACAGAGUUGCAGCUACGAUGACAACGUAGUGUCUAGAUCGGCGGAAAGACUUCUGACGGAUCAAAGAUAUCGGACUGCGGUGUGAUAACAUUGCCCUCGUGAGAAUUCGUGGUAAUCGACACGACGAUCGGUACGAGAAACUGUAAAAGAGAGCCGCUCUUCGCGGGAGAACCUUAGUGCGCCUGUGACACUUGUGAUGCAAGUGGUGUUAGCUUCACCACCGGAAACCAUGUCAAGAAUACGUAUCCAUGACUCCACCGCUUCGACAUUAUGAUUACCUGAUCUGAUGAAUCGUCAUCCCCUUGUGAGUGUCUGAUUCACGCCAGAUUUCAAUAUUUCGCCGGCAGCAUUCGAGAAUGUCCAAGAAGCAAUGGUUGGUCCUGUUGAUGUUGUUCCUUACGUACCUGUUGCUCGGCGCCUCUAUAUUUUACCACAUCGAAAGCGAGGAAGAGGAAGAGAAGAUUGCCAAGGCUAAAAUAGAACGCAUUGAGAUUAACCAAUUACUUCGAGAUCAUUACGUGUCCAGUAUUGGUCAUACCCAGAAAGAGAUUUUCGACAAGCUCACCGACUACUGCGGCAAGCCAGUACACAAUUAUACGGAGGGCGAAGUUGAUCCUCAUAAAUGGGAUUUCUACAAUAGCUUCUACUUCGCUUAUACGGUCGUCAGCACCAUCGGAUAUGGUAAUCUAGCACCCACAAAUACGCUUAGCCGCAUCCUGAUGAUCUUCUACGGCCUAGUGGGCAUCCCGAUGAACGGGAUUCUGUUAACGCAGUUGGGUGAGUUUUUCAGUCACGUGUUUAUCAAGGCUCAUCAAAAGUACAAAUCCUACAAGAGUGGCCAGUCAUCGUCUGAUUACACCUCUAAGAAACCAACGCCGUUUGAGACGCGAAAGGUGGGCCUGGCCGCGCAGAUUCUCAUGUACCUGACACCCGGCUUCGUCAUGUUCAUCUUCUUCCCGGCGUUCUUAUUCUCACAUUACGAGGGCUGGUCCUACGAUCAGUCGGUUUAUUACGCCUUCGUAACGCUUACGACCAUCGGUUUUGGCGAUCUCGUGGCGGGUCAGGACGAUACGAAGGGGAGUGGCCCAUUCUUCAUUAUGUACAAGAUAUUCUUAAUUUUCUGGAUCUCCUUCGGGCUGGGCUACAUCGUCAUGAUCAUGACGUUCAUCGCUCGCGGUAUGCGUAGCAAAAAAAUCACGAGGCUCGAACAUAAACUAGCGAUGAAUCUCAAGCACACGCAGAGCAAGAUUUGGAACGAGUUUAACAAAGAGGUCAACUACCUGCGCCGCGUUUUUAACGAGUUACAGCUCUCUAAGGUCAAAAGAAUAUACGUUGAUGAGUACGAUUAUGAGAUACCUCCGACGAAAUUCUCACGCAGCAAUAGUUUCCCGGAUCUUCGAAAAUUGACAAUUGGUGGAUAUGUGGAUAAUUGUAUACCACAUCCGCGACGACGAGCUAACAGCGAAGUGGUACCAGCGAUUCAACUGACACGUGUGGUAUCCGAGACAGAUCUUCAAAGGAUAGAUAAGAACGCGACGUUUGCCACACAUGCCAUAGUGCAACCGGCGGAAUUAUUAGCGCGUUUAGUAAACAUCCUCGGUUACAUCCCUCCUCGGGAUGAUUUCGACUGGGAUGAGACCGAGGAUCAACUGAAACAGAACGAUGCGCAGAACGAAAUGCAGCAGAGCAAACCAGUUGAUCAGAGCCUGGCCAACAACGUUACUCAAUGGACAAUCGGUGGUGAGAAGUUUCCGUUUGCCAAGCCUCGAUCUAGGGCGGUCAGUGAAAUGCGACUUUAUGCCAAAGACUAUGCGAAAGAUGAUGUUCACCAGAACACCGAAUGGACUUGGUCCGGUCCAGUAGCCUCGACAAAACUGCAGGAGUUGAUGAAGACUCGCAACACCAUUACCUCAGUAUCUUCGAAUAAUAGUAACAAGCCAUACAAGAAGUUCCCUUCAUUCGCUUUGCCGAUUACCGCGCCCAAAAACUUCUUCCCUAGAUGGAAAAAACACUUUAUGAAUAAAAAAUCAUCAGAUGUCGGUCCUAAUACGGAGAAGGUCAUUGAUACAAUGGAUGACAGCAAUCGGCAGAAUAAUUCGAUUGGUCCGAUGGAUCAAUUACCUUCAUACUUAGAUGAGAGGUACGAUUCGAUAUCGAAAACGCCGAAUUAUUAUACACAUACUGGCUGCAACCUGCCAAGUUAUAUGGAAAACAAUAAUUUGUUGGAAGAAACGAGUUUGGCAGAUUUCCUUAGAGCAUUGACCGCUCUGCAGGCAAGAGUAGGAACGGUUCCCGACGAAUGCAUUGCCAAGCCCAAGAGAAAAUUAGGGACGGCUUGUCUGAGCCCGCCAAAGCUACCCAGUCUGUUCACUCUGUUUUCGAACACGUCCGGUUCAGAUUCGGUAACUCACAGCAAUCAGAGUACUGUCACAGAUGUGAACUCGCAUCAAUCGAGCAAAAGAAUGUCUUUCAAAAUGCCUGAGAAUGGUUAUUCCGGCUCCACCACACCUACGUCUUAUAUGAGGAAGGAAAGCAGUGCUGUGAAGCCUAGAAGAUUCUCUUUGAGACCGGUGAAGACCCCAGUGAAUUCUGUCACGCCACCUGAUUAUGCAUCACCACGGUCAUCGCUACGACUUUCUCAGAGAAUGACUGAUCGAAACUUCCAAGUACCUUAUACUUCGACGGAACCCUUCAUUUCCGUAUCACCAAAGGAACCGCUUGUCAACAUGGAGGGACCACCAGGAAUUUCGUCACCGAUUAAGCAGCCGUUUAAUACUCGACGAUUCUCCAUAAGAUCCGCUCAACUCGGCACGCAACCGAGUGCAACGAAUACAUCUACGCCGUUACACACGCCAAAACCGUUACCAAGGUGGAAAGCGGGUAUGCUACAGCGGCAAAUCACUCAAAUGAAUUUACGUCGUCGCGUUAGGGCGUUUAGCCUUAGCGAUGUUUAUUCCGACAUACGUGAGAGAAGCACUAAUCCAAUUAGCCCCCUCGCCAUGGAUACCACCAACAAAUUUGUGGAUGUUAGUAAAUUGAGCAACCCGAAUCAGAAGACAGUGACAAUCAAGUCACCGGCAGAGGAGAUGAAUAUGACUUUGAAAAAUAAAUUUCAAGAUUCUAUGGUAACUCCCGAAAAUUUGAAAGAUGAACAAAUUUCGUCGUGGAGGAAUCAGGAAGACGUAACUCCGAUUAAAUCUUUGUCCUUCAAGAUUUCUGACGAGCCAUCCGCGGAAUUGAAUGAAUCCAGGAUUUCAAACAUUCUUGAAGAUAGAAGAUAUUCUCAAGGAAAUAGCAAUUUUAUAUCAGUUUAUGAACCGGUUUAUAAAUUAAGAUCCUCUGAUGAGAAAUUGAUAAAUGAUACAUUGGAUAAGACAGUUCAAAGGGAAGUGCAGGAGAGGAAUAUGGAUGUCAAGGACGCUUCACUUAAAAUGGAGAAGCAGAAUGAUAUGCAUAUGUGUAUAAUUGAUAAUUUAGAUGAACCUCAAGAAGCGAAGUUUUCGACGAGUAGCAAAAAUUUUCCAGAAUCGAGAAAGGAGAAGCCUAGUGUGCCAAUAGAUUUUUACAAACCACUGCUACAAGCAACGAUAGAGAAGCCAGCGAUCAAUCCUUUCGAGCAAUACAGAGUUAUGACAAAAUCUGGUCAAACGAAGGACGCAGAAUUGACCGAAAUCAAAGUUGAAAAACCUCAUGAGAAAUGAAGAAAAAAAUGAUCUAUGGGCUAUGUGGAGAACCUAAAAAUUAAAAAUAGAAAAGUUUGGAGUCAAUUUUUUUUGUCGAAAGUAUUAAGGCACUAAUAUAAUCUAAAGUAUAAGCAAUAUUUAUAGAAUUAAUAUUUUUGUUAAAAAAAAUAGACUUCAUAUUAUGUGUAUAAGAAAUGAUAUUAAUGCUAUAUAUUUUGUUAGUUUUUGAGAACUUUCUAAUAUAGCACUUGACAAAUCCGUAUUUCGCCUCGAAAGGCUGCAUUUAAUAUAUGAAAAAGGGAAAGUUGUGCAAGUAGAAGAAAUAUAAUUUUAUACAUUGAUGAAUUUUAUGCGUCGAUUACCUAAUGGGCAAUUUUUAAAAAAGUUGCAAUUUUACAAAAAGUUGAUCAAUUUUGUGGAAGAUUAACUUUAUUAUUUGAUAUAUAUAAGAUAUCUAAUUCUUCAAACUAAUUAAAUUAAUUUUUUUUAGAAAAAUGAAGAG
Messenger RNA from Formica exsecta, 4266 nucleotides. RefSeq lists its product as uncharacterized. The record is from RefSeq and is a predicted model, not a curated record. Gene Ontology annotation, biological process: stabilization of membrane potential; potassium ion transmembrane transport. The transcript is spliced from 8 exons. NCBI's taxonomy places the organism in Eukaryota, Metazoa, Arthropoda, Insecta, Hymenoptera, Formicidae. Gene Ontology annotation, cellular component: membrane. Gene Ontology annotation, molecular function: potassium ion leak channel activity. The coding region runs from base 438 to 3782 and encodes 1114 amino acids.